Messenger RNA from Cooperia oncophora, 387 nucleotides. Lineage: Eukaryota; Metazoa; Nematoda; Chromadorea; Rhabditida; Trichostrongylidae. The record is from the annotation of a GenBank genome assembly.
AUGGAGGGACAAAAAGUUCUACAAUUUCCAUCACACCCAUCGUCAGCCUACGAUAUUUUGCUUGAGCAACGAGAACGAUUUCGGCAGAUGAUUUCCGAUGGAGAUGUGCGAUGCCUUUUACAGCCCUGCGCAAUGACAGCGUACUGUGAGCAUUUACUAGAAACUCGCCCUUCGUGCGAGUUGUCCGUACCCUUUGGAGAAUUCCGUCGUCGAGAAAUUGCUCAAGCAAAAGCAGAGGAACGCACCAAAUUCGAGGUAUUCUGGAAUGAAAUCUAUAAAUAUCUCAUCUACGCUAUCACUGUCGUUGACGAAAUACCGACAGGUCAGAUUCUGAAUUUAAUAUGUCAUUCAAAUGGUACCUCUUCAUCCGCAACGCCUUUGUGUUAA